Molecule: messenger RNA, 2544 nt
Organism: Mycena citricolor
Lineage: Eukaryota; Fungi; Basidiomycota; Agaricomycetes; Agaricales; Mycenaceae
Source: the annotation of a GenBank genome assembly
CUCAAACUCUGAUCUCUUCGGCUCUCACUACUUUAAUCUCAUAAUCGCUCUCUCCGCGCCAUGAAGCUGGACGCAACGGAUCUGCGAUACGUCACGUCGGAGGAGUUCAGAGUGCUCACUGCUGUGGAAAUGGGCUCCAAAAAUCACGAGGUCGUGCCUACGGUUCUCAUUGCGCAGAUUUCUGGUCUGAGGAAUGGAGGGGUGAACAAGAUCAUCGGAUCUCUGGCCAAACGGAAUCUCGUUUCUAAAGUGCAAAAUUCCAAAUAUGACGGAUAUCGGCUGACGUAUGGGGGAUACGACUAUCUUGCCAUGAGGGCUCUCUCCAAAAGAGACUCGAUGCACUCAGUAGGAAAUCAGAUCGGAGUCGGGAAAGAAUCUGACAUUUACAUGGUAGCAGACAGUGAGGGAAGGAGCUCGUCCUCAAGCUACAUCGUUUAGGGCGCAUAUCUUUCAGAGCUAUCAAAUCAAAGCGAGAUUAUCUCGGCAAGCGAAAGUCUGCGUCUUGGAUGUACAUGUCUCGUCUAUCAGCUCAAAAGGAGUGGGCAUUCAUGAAGGUGUUGCAUGAGCAUGAUUUCCCCGUCCCCAGACCAGUGGAUCAAGCAAGACAUUGCAUUCUCAUGGAAUUCAUCGACGCCUACCCACUUCGCCAGAUAGCUGAAGUGCCUGCGCCGGGAAAAUUGUAUUCGGCACUGAUGGAUCUGAUUGUCCGCUUCGCCCAUGCUGGCCUGAUCCACGGUGACUUCAAUGAAUUCAACAUCCUCAUCCGACGAGAAAGCGGCGAACCUGUUGUGAUCGACUUCCCGCAAAUGGUCAGCACAUCACACGAAAACGCAGAAUGGUAUUUCAACCGUGAUGUCGAAUGCAUAAGAACGUUCUUCCGGCGAAGGUUCCGCUAUGAAAGUGCAUUGUACCCUCGAUUCAAAAGCACCAUGUCUGAAGAUGGAGUGGCGGGGGUGAUUUCCGUCUGGACGUGGUGGUGGCUGCCAGCGGCUUCAAAGCCAAGGACAUGAAGGCCUUGGAGGAGUAUAUGGAUGCAGUCAAAUCCGAAGAAGGAGAGAAGGACGUCGACGACCAGAGCGAAGAGGAGAGUGAAGAGGAGAGUGAGGAGAGUGAAGAAGAGAGUGAGGGUUCAGACGACGGCGAAGAGGGGGAGCGUGAAGCUGAGGAAGCGGCUGUCGAACCACCCGCUGACUCAGAGCAUGAAUCAGAGAAAGAGGACCAGCAAAGAUCCGAUCGUUCUCGUUCGCCUCCCCGGUCUCGACCUGGAUCUCCCAGCGAUUCGGAGAACUCCGACCACCCAACAAGCAAAGGCGUGCGAGAGAUUGUUUCCGCUGAUCUUGCCAAAAAGCGUUCAAAUCAGAAACGAAAGUUUCACUCCAAACGCAGCACCCAACGAGCCGGGCGAUCGCAAGGUAGCAAAGCCAAACAAGACACUCGUGUCAAGCUGGAUGGGGGAGGUUUUUGGGAUUGAAUACAUACCUGUCUAUGUACAACUUCAUUUGUACCUUGUUAUCGGGUUCUACUGGCAGAUUCCAAAGAUAUGUGGCAGUGCGCUUCAUCACGGUCACCCGUCACUCUCACCUACUCUCACUCCCUCAACCUUCACCUGCCUGACCCUUGCAUCCGCAUUCCCUUCGCAAUGGACAAGACAGAUCUCGAGACUUAUCAAGUGCAACUGUCACAGGUGGAACUUGCGAUGGCCGCCGACCCAGAUAACGCGGAACUGAGCUCACUUCGCUCAGAGUUGAAGGAGCUUAUCGAAUUGACCAAGGCCGCGCUGGCCCAAGCCGAAGCAGCUGCAUCCUCACACAAAGCCGAGUCUUCUCGUAAACAAGCGUUAUCCACUCCAACGCAUACAUGGUCCGCAGGAGACGAAUGCUUGGCCAAAUAUUCCGCAGACGGCAGUUGGUACCCCGCUCGCAUCACCGCUGUGGGCGGUUCGACGGAAAACCGGGUCUACAAUGUCAUGUUCAAAGGCUACAAUACCACUGAACAAGUCAAAGCAUCGGAGCUCAAAAGCAUGCCUGCCAACUACGCUUACGCGGCCCCUACGAACAAGCGCAAGCUGACGCCUGCGGAAGAGGAGGAACGAGACCGCAAAAAGAAAAAGAACGAGAAGAAGCUUGAGGUUCGGGCUGCCAAGGCGAAGGAGCAGACUGCGAAACAGGCGACAUGGCAGAAGUUUGCUAAAAAGUCUGAGAAGAAGGGUGUGCAUAUUGCUGGUAUUUCGGGAACGAGUAUCUUCAAGACACCCGAAAAUCCGUUAGGAAGAGUGGGCGUCACAAAUAGUGGGAAAGGCAUGACAGAAGUCGCGCUGCAAAGCAAACAUAAGUUCACACGCAACGACGACGAUAUAGCCUGAAGGCAUCCAUCUCGUGUCCAUCGUAACUUAUCAAACUGUAGUAACACCACACCUGCGGCUAGGCUCCCGAGGGCAACAUCGCUCAAACCUCUUCUUUGGGCCGAGCUCUUGCUUUGACGUUGGAGGAGGCUUUCGAUGCAUUCAUCACUCCGCAACACCGAAAAUGCAUACUUGAUACAAUU